UUUAUCAGGGAACUUCCGUUUGGCCAAAAAAUGGCUGCGGCCCUUUCAGACUCACGUGUUGGCCUUGGAAAGAAGCAGAAAAAGUUACGGAAGAGGAAAAAGAUGAAGAUGAUAGCGGCGGCGGCGGCGGCGGCGGCGGCGGCUUCAUCGUCAGACUCAGAGCUGGAGCAGGAGGAAGACAAUCUCCAGGGAGACCGCGGUUCUGUAGCAAGCUGGGGAGGUGCCAAAGACAAUUUUUCUUCUGAUGAAGCAAAUGAAGGUGAUAAUGAAGAUGAUGCUAUAGCUUAUGACAAAGAAAAUGAAAGUGCAACAGAAUCCAAUGUUGGGACUAAUGCUGGUUGGGCAGAUGCCAUGGCUAAAAUUCUUAACAAAAAGACUCCUAAAAGUAAACCUACUAUUCUCAUCAAAAACAAAGAGCUGGAGAAGGAAAAAGAGAAAGAAAAACAAGAGAGAAUGGAGAAAAGAAAACAGCUUGAUAAGAAGCGGGAGUGGGAAAUGAUGUGCAGAGUGAAGCCAGAUGUUGUCAAAGACAAAGAAAUAGAAAGAAAUCUACAGAGAAUUGCUACAAGGGGUGUGGUACAGUUAUUCAAUGCUGUUCGGAAGCACCAGAAGAAUGUUGAUGAAAAAAUGAAAGAAGUUGGAGGCUCUGUGAGAAAACGUGCAAAGUUGAUGUCAACUGUCACCAAGAAAGAUUUCAUUAGUGUUCUCAGAGGAGUGGACGGAAGCAAAGAGAGCAAGAAUCCCACAGGCCAGAAUUCAAAAGACAAACAGGCUAACGAGAAAUCAGAGCAAGGCUCAGGCUGGAACAUAUUGCGUGAUGAUUUUAUGAUGGGAGCAACAAUGAAAGACUGGGACAAGGAGAGUGAUGGACCUGAUAACACAGAAUGAAACUCCAGAAGUGACUGAUAAAUAACAACAUUUAGAAAUUGGAAUACUUGAUAAAUUUAUUUUUCCAGAGUAAAUUGUUCAUCAUCUAAAUGAGCUUUGUUAUAUGGAGGUGGUAAUGCAGUUGUUAGUUUGAAGAGAAAACAACAGACUGCCUUUAUUUUUCACCAACUUUAAAAUUGUCCUUUGACUUUUUUUUUUAAGUCUACAUCAAAAUCCAAAACUAUUUUCCAAAACCAUUAUUAACUUUUUAGCAUUUCCCCAAAACAUUUUAUAUAUUAAAAACAAAACUGUGCCUCUUGGCAUAUUUUGCCAAGUUCAUGAUAAGUUUUAAUGUUAAUUUGUUAUUCUUGAAUUUUAAAUUAAUAAUUCAUCUAAAAAUAUCACUACUUUUUGGUAAUGAAGAUGACCAAUAUUUAAUUGUAUAUGUUAUUCAAAAAAAUAUUUACUACAUAAAUUCUGUGAUUGUAAAAAUUUAGUAUGUCUAUGCUUAUUUUGAUUUAUAGAUGCCUUUUAGAUUCAGUAUCAUUUUUCUUUUAGAAGAACUAAGAAAAAAAUAUAGGUAAUAAAACAUAAAGUUAGAACUGUG
Messenger RNA from Gracilinanus agilis (Agile Gracile Mouse Opossum), 1474 nucleotides. It is a transcript of the gene RRP15, whose product is annotated as ribosomal RNA processing 15 homolog. The record is from RefSeq and is a predicted model, not a curated record. The transcript has 5 exons. Gene Ontology annotation, biological process: maturation of LSU-rRNA; maturation of 5.8S rRNA. Lineage: Eukaryota; Metazoa; Chordata; Mammalia; Didelphimorphia; Didelphidae. Bases 31 to 888 code for a protein of 285 amino acids. Gene Ontology annotation, cellular component: preribosome, large subunit precursor.